This is a messenger RNA of Linum tenue, 2940 nucleotides long. The record is from the annotation of a GenBank genome assembly. NCBI's taxonomy places the organism in Eukaryota, Viridiplantae, Streptophyta, Magnoliopsida, Malpighiales, Linaceae.
CCUCUGGAAACAAAGAAAGGAAGAAAAUUGAGAAUUGGGUUAGUGAGAGAGAGAAGGAAGAAGAAGCAAAAGCCCUUUCCUUUCUCUCUUUUGUUUUUGUUGGUUUUCUGCAGCAGCAUUAUCAUCAUCAUCAUCAUCAAUCCCAUUCCAUCCCACAACACCAUUAAACCACACUCAGCCUCUCUCUCUCUCUGUCAUCACACUCUUGCUCACUCCUCUCUCUCUCUCUCUCUCUCUCUUCCUUCACUCUGCUUCUUCCAUACUCUGUCUGCUUCUCUUUUCUUUCUUUAACCCUGAAAUAGAGGAAGCAAGAGAAGAAGGUUUUUAAUGUGCACCCACCUCUCUGCUCCACCUUCUUCUUCCUCUCUCCCCUUCUUCCUCCUCCUUCCUGUUCUUCUUGUGCAUUCUGACUGACUCCCUUCCACCAUCCUUAACUCUCUCCCUCUCUCCUCAUUUUGCUCUCUGGGUCCUUGUUUCCAUUGCUAUACACAAUCACAUAACAGAGCCAGUUGACAGAGCACAUCACCAGGCAAACCCACCAUUCUGAAGCUUUGGUUCUAGUUCCUUUUUCAAUCCCUUUUUUCUUCUGUCAAACAGAUCUAAUUUUACCCAUAACGCGCACCCCAUUUACCCAUACCCAUAACUGGAAGCUUCUUUCUGAGACAACACAACAACUGGGGAGCUAUGAGUAAAGAAGAGUUCUUAAAGAUCCAGACCUGCGUUCUCAAAGUUAACAUACACUGCGAUGGCUGCAAGCACAAGGUCAAGAAAAUCUUGCAGAAGAUUGAUGGGGUGUUCAAAACCCAUAUAGAUUCAGAGCAGGGGAAAGUGACGGUUUCAGGAAACGUCGACCCUGCCGUCCUGAUCAAGAAGCUCAACAAAGCAGGGAAACAUGCUGAGCUCUGGGGCGCCCAAAAGCCCAACGGCAACAAUAACAACAAUCACAAUCUCAAUCAACUGGCCAAUCAAUUGAAGAACAUGCAAAUUGAGCACGGCAAAGGCGGCGGCCAGAAUAACGGCAAAGGCGGUGCUGGCGGCGGCGGCGGCGCCCAGAAAGGCGGUGGGGGACACCCUGCUAGUCAUAACAAUAACCCCCAGAAUCAGUUCAAAGGAGGCGGUGGUGGACAUCAGCUGAACCCACAGCAGCUACAGCAGAUGCAACAAAUCCAGCAGAUGCAGCAACUGCAGCAGAUGAAGGGGUUACAAGAUCUGAAACUUCCCCAAGGCAUGAAAAUGCCGCAGCAGCCGAAUCAGCCGCAGAAGAUGCCUCCCCACCUUCAGCAGCAGAAUCAGAAGUCGGUCAAGUUCGCCGCCGCUGAAGAUGACGAGUUCAGUGACGAUGAUUACGACGACGACGAAUUUGACGACGAGGAUGAUUACGAUGAUGACGAAUUUGAUGACGAGAUGGACGCCGCUCCUCCCAGUAAGCCCAAGCCGAUGAUGGGAAAUGGUCACCCCGGCAUGAUGAUGAACGCCGCCGGCGGUGGAAUGCUUCCGCCUCAUAUAGCUGCCGCUGCUGCCGCCGCAAAGAAAGGCGGCGCUGGCGGUGGAGACGGUCCAGGUCCCGUUCAUUUCAACAACGGUGGUGGAAAGAAAGGCGGUGGCGGUGUAGGAAAUCCGAGUCAUAUUCCGAAUCAAAACGGUAAAGGUGGCGGCGGCGGCGGCGGUAAGCCACAAGACGGUAAAAAUGGCGGCCACGGUGGAGGUGGCGGUGGAAAGAACGGUCACAACGGCAAUAAUGGCGGUGGCGGCAACGGUAAUAACAUGAACAUGGCCGGGGGCAAGAAGGGAAAUAACGGUGGCGGUGGUGGAGCGAGCAGUAAUGAAGGCUUCAGGAGCGUGGGUGGACCCCACGGCGGCAUGGGUAUGGGCCCAAUGGGCGGAGGAAUGAACGGCAUGCCGAUGGGCCAUCAUCAAGCUCCAAUGGGCCAAAUGCCCAAUAACAUGGCGGCGGCGGCAGCGGUCCAAGGCCUACCGAUGAACGGCGGGGGUGGAGGCGGCGGCCCCCCGGUCGGUUACUUCCCCGGAUCCGGCCCGGAUGGAAUGCCCGGAAACCCAUCUCUCCAGCAACAGCAGUACAUGGCGGCGAUGAUGAACCAGCAAAGAGCAGCCGCGGCAAUAGCUGCCGGCGGCGGCGGCGGCGACCAGAGGUUCCAGCCGAUGAUGUACGCCAGACCCCCACCGGCGGUGAACUACAUGCCUCCGUACCCGUACCCAUACCCGCAUCCCCACGCUACCGACCCGUAUACGAAUUACUUCAGCGACGAGAACACCUCGAGUUGCAACGUCAUGUGAGGACGAAAACAAGCCCCGGGUCGGGUCCGGAUUGUUGAGCUGCCCGCCGGGCGUUUAGCUUGCUUAGCUUUUGUUGCGGUGGAGGAAAAUUGGGGGAGUUUGAUAUACGACAAACAACAUCGAAAUGGGUCUUCUUUCUUUCUUCUUAAUUUAAAUUUUCAUCCAAUGUUUAUUUUUAGUUUAUUUUUCAACUUUGAUAUAUUUAUUUUGGUUUUUUUUUUUUCCUUUUGAAUGAAGGGAGUCCAAAUUAAGGUGAACUUAGGGAGUGGGAGGGAAGGAGGGAAGGAUUAGUAGUGGUAGUAUUAGUAAGUGGGGGGACUCUCUUUCUUUUUUGUUAUGGAGGAUGAUAAUGAUGUUUAUAUGUGUUUAUAUGUUGCAAAACCAAAAAUAAAGAUUUAAACACCUAAACAAAGGGAAAUCAGAGAAUGUGGGUUUUGAAAGCAAGAAAGAUAGGAAAGACAAACCCCACACUCUAUUCUUCUCUUUUGCCUUAUUUCUCUCCUUGAUUUGCUCUUUUCUUUGCCUUCUUGCUUUUCUCUUUAUGCUUUAGCCUGAUGGGAAACAAUCAAAGCAAGGAAACUUCAGAUUUGGGGUUUUGCCAAUCUAACGAGAGCUCGAACUCAACUCGGUGCGCGAUUACAAGGU